AUGGCCAUGACCACCCAAGCCAUCCACGCCGACGACACCUUCACCCCUCACCGCGCCAUCGCCCCAGCCAUGCACGUCGCCGUCACAUAUCGCUACACACGCGAUUCCGACUCCCUAACACCGAACGACAACACAGACCCCACCGCCCCCCAAGACUCCCACAUCUACGCCCGCUACUCCACGCCCAACACCGCCCGCUUCGAGACCAUCCUGCGCAGCCUCUUCAACUCCCACCCAGUCCUCACCUACUCCACCGGCCUAGCAGCCUUCCACGCCAUCCUCGUACACCUGAACCCCCGCCGCAUUUUCAUCGGCGACGGCUACCACGGCGUCCACGCCGUCAUAGACAUAAUGAGUAAGCUUACUGGGAUGAAAAAGCAUUCUCUCGAGGACCUGGAGCACAAUAUACGCCCCGAGGCAGGCGAUAUCAUCCACGUCGAAACGCCCGUGAACCCCACCGGCGAAGCGCGGAACAUAGCAUAUUAUGCUGGGAUCGCAAGGUCUGUAGGGGCGUGGGUGACUGUUGAUGCGACGUUAGCGCCGCCGCCUUUGCAGGAUCCGAUCGCGUUGGGUGCGGAUAUCGUAAUGCAUAGUGCGACGAAGUAUAUUGGGGGGCAUUCGGAUUUGUUGGGUGGGGUGUUGGUUUUUGGUCCUGGGGCGGUGGAAAGGGGGUGGGUGGAGAGGAUGAAGAGGGAGAGGUUGGUUUUGGGGGCUGUGAUGGGGAGUUUGGAGGGCUGGUUGGGGGUUAGGUCUUUGAGGACGUUGGAGUUGAGGGUUAGGAGGCAGGCGGAGACGGCGGUGGGGUUGGUGAGGUGGUUGGUUCGGGAGGUUGGGGAGGGGGAUGGGUCGGUUGUUGGUAGGGUCGUGGAGAGGGUGAGGCAUGCUUCGUUGCAGGAGGAGGAGGAUGGUGGGUGGUUGAAGAGGCAGAUGAGUGGAGGGUUUGGGGCUGUGUUUGCGAUCUGGGUGAAGAAGGAGGAGUGGGCUAGACGGUUGCCUGGGAAGAUGGUGGUUUUUCAACAUGCUACGAGUCUUGGAGAUGUGGAGAGCUUGAUUGAGUGGAGGGCGAUGAGUGAUGAGGGGUGUGAUAGGAGGUUGUUGAGGGUUAGUUGUGGGUUGGAGGAUUUGGAGGACUUAAAGGGGGAUUUUGUGAGAGGGUGUAGGGCUUUGCUUUCUUGA
Aspergillus costaricaensis CBS 115574 is the source of this 1176-nucleotide messenger RNA. Its product is annotated as cystathionine beta-lyase. The transcript is spliced from 2 exons. Gene Ontology annotation, molecular function: pyridoxal phosphate binding; carbon-sulfur lyase activity. Bases 1 to 1176 code for a protein of 391 amino acids. The record is from RefSeq and is a predicted model, not a curated record. Gene Ontology annotation, biological process: transsulfuration. Gene Ontology annotation, cellular component: cytoplasm. NCBI's taxonomy places the organism in Eukaryota, Fungi, Ascomycota, Eurotiomycetes, Eurotiales, Aspergillaceae.